AUGGUGUUUAAGCGUGGGGCACUAAUUGUUAUUGAAGGAGUUGAUAGGACUGGUAAAACGACACAAUGCAGAAAUCUAGUUGAAGGUUUGAAAAAUAAGAAUGUAGCAGCUAUGUACUCCAAUUUUCCUGACCGAACCUCUGAAAUUGGGAAAGUUAUUAAUCACUAUUUGACCAGCAAGUCUGAAAUGUCUGAUGAAACAAUUCAUUUGUUGUUUUCUGCAAACCGUUGGGAAAAAUGUGGUGAAAUAAAAAAACUAUUAGAAGCAGGAACCACACUUGUUAUAGACAGAUAUUGUUUUUCUGGUGUAGCCUUUUCAGGGGCAAAAGGAUUGGAUAUAAAUUGGUGUAAAAAUUCUGAUGCCGGUUUACCAAAACCUGACAAAGUGUUUUUUUUAAACAUGCCAUUGGAAGCAGCCAUGCAAAGGAAUGGCUUUGGAAAUGAAAGGUAUGAGGUUGGGAGUUUUCAAAAAAAUGUCUUGGAUGUGUAUAUGCAAUUAAAAGAUGAUAAAUGGGACAUCUUGGAUGCUAACAGGCCCAUGGACAUUAUACAAGAAGAACUCUUACAGAAAACCCUUGAUGUUGUAAAAAAUGUUAGUAAUGAACCUUUAGAUAAAAUAUGGAUUAAUAAAUAG
Danaus chrysippus (African queen) is the source of this 633-nucleotide messenger RNA. The record is from the annotation of a GenBank genome assembly. NCBI's taxonomy places the organism in Eukaryota, Metazoa, Arthropoda, Insecta, Lepidoptera, Nymphalidae.